AUGAAUUGCAAGAAACACAUGAUGAGUUCUUGGAUGAAGAAACAUCAUAUUCAAGCACAGUUUCGAACACAAGUCAAAAACGAAUUCAAAGAUGAAAAUAAUUUAUAUUCAAGCACAGUUUGGAACAUGAUUGGAAAACUGAUUAAAACAAGUCUGAAAAAUAAUUUAUAUUCAAGCACAGUUUGGAAUAUAAUUGGAAAACUAUUCAGAAAAACAAUUCAGAAUAAUGAUUCAUAUUCAAUAGAUUCUAUCAGUCAAUCAAGAACUGACAACAUGCAAAUGAAAAUCUUUCUAUACAUACAAAUGGAGCUAUGUCAAAGACACAGUCUCAAAGAAUGGUUGGUACACACAGCAAAAACAAGAGAUACCCAGCAUAGUCUGAAGAUCUUUUACCAAAUCGUUAACGCCGUUCAAUACAUUCACAAUCAAGAUCUGAUCCAUCGUGACUUGAAGCCGGCUAACAUUUUUUUUGCACCUGAUGAUAAGAUCAAAGUUGGUGACUUUGGACUCAUCUCAGCAAUACAGGCAGAUUGCAACGAAUAUGAUACUACCAGUAGCAUAUCAGAAGUGAAAAAAAUUAAAGCAAAAUUGAAUACUGCCGGUGUAGGCACCGCGUUAUACAUGGCUCCAGAACAGAAAGAAAACAGUCAAAGUUAUAACAACAAAGUGGAUGUUUAUUCACUAGGUAUCAUUUUCUUCGAACUCUUAGAACCUAUGACAACUGACAUGGAAAGAAGUCGUAAGAUCGGAUCUUUGAAGAAUUUAACUUUUCCACCAGAUUUUGAGCAGCGAUAUCCAGAUGAGUGCAAAUUGCUGAAGAUCAUGCUGCAUGAAAAUCCAAAGAGACGUCCAACGGCGUCAGGCAUCAAAAGACGACCACCAUUAUGUAAUCUACGAUAUGGUACGGACUUCGAAGAAAGUACGCAGAUUUCAUCGUCUCCCAGGCAAACAUUGGAAGACCGAAACAAAAAUAGUUUAUGUCCACCUUCUGCAUUAUCCACUGAUCCGUCUGACGAUCACACGGAAGUUGAAUUCAGACUAUGA
This is a messenger RNA of Diprion similis, 1044 nucleotides long. Its product is annotated as eukaryotic translation initiation factor 2-alpha kinase 3-like. The transcript has 5 exons. The record is from RefSeq and is a predicted model, not a curated record. Bases 1 to 1044 code for a protein of 347 amino acids. Gene Ontology annotation, molecular function: ATP binding; protein kinase activity. Gene Ontology annotation, biological process: protein phosphorylation. NCBI's taxonomy places the organism in Eukaryota, Metazoa, Arthropoda, Insecta, Hymenoptera, Diprionidae.